GGCAAGAAUUAAAAGCUGAUUUAGAUGUAAAUUUAUGAUUUAGAAGGCUUUUCCAUGUUCAGGGCUGUGAAAAUAAUUUUUAAGCAAUAACAGCCUUUCAUUAUGAGCACAACACAUAGUCUCAGGUCAUUUGCUUUUGUUUUUAUUUAUUUUUCGUAUAUGCCUUCUUUACACCUAAGAAUUGUGAAUCUCAGAUGGCAAACUGGAAGGGACAGAGUUUCAUAUUAUUUUGAUAUGUUGUCUUGAAUCAUCAGUUUCCUCUUUUGUUUGAAAGCUGCCCUGAAAUUGCCCAGUGGUCCUUCUGUGAACAAAAUAUUUACCCCAAUUUCAUGUAAACCAAGCAGCAGAACUUUAAUCAGGACAUCAAAAAGAGAUUCACUGUUUUCAUAUCAUUGUGCAUGUUUGGAAAUAGUUGGUCAUUCAGGAAACCUAAUACAGAUAUAAUAAGCACUAGUUUAUAAGUUCAUAAAAUAUAAUAAUACAUUUGAGUUUCCUCUUUAAAUACUAGUUUGAUAAACUCAAAUUGGUAAUUAUUUACUGUAUACUGUACAUAAGUAUUUUGCAUUUGAAAUAUUGGGAUUUCAAUUUUUUAGUUCUAGUUAUUUCUAUUCAUAUAUGAUUUAAUAAUUUAGAGAACAGACAAGACAGAAAAAGAGUCAGAACCGGAGGAUCGAGAAAAUCAUAGCGUGAAAACGAAAAUGAGAAAUCAUCAGAGUCUUUGAACAUAGCGAAAGUCAGAAAACCAGAGAUCAGAAAAAAUAUAUUCUAUAUAAAGGCACAAAGUAAGGUUUUAUUAUCUGCAGCUUGGAUGAGAACAUGGUGAAUUAAGUGACCUUAUAACUCCCAUGGAUCAUGACUACAAAUUCUUCUGAUGCACCAUCUGUUGGAAUGGAAAAUGUGAUGCAUACUGUAUGCCAUUUGGUAUCAUAUUCAUAAAGUCAGAGAUGAUAUUUGUGAUGUACCAUCUGUUGGAAUGAGAGAGACAUACAGAUAUACAGACACAAAGACACUUGUCAUUUUGUUAAGGUGGACUGUGGAUUGUACUAAAGUGUAGUCAUAAGGCAGAGCAUAGGACUGAUUGUAGUUUAAUAGUGUAUUUCCUUUUACUGUGAAUUUUUAAAUACACUUUCAUCAUUCAAUCUGCUCUCACGUAUAGCAUGCAAAUGCACUGCAAAAAAGUAAACUAAUUUAAAACAAAAUGUGGUUUUGACUCUUUCCAGUAAGAGUGAAAUGAAGUUAAAAAAGACGGUCUAGUCAUUUUCUUGCUUUUGAACUAACAAUCGUUCCACCAUCCGCUUGCAUGUAUUGCUUUUUUCCUAAUUUCCUUCAUUGUUGUGCUGUGCAAACUUAUUAUUUAUUCCCAUUUUUUGUCAUUACUAACCAUUUUGUCUUGUUAACCUUCCUCGUCUUCACCUUGUUCAUGAUUAUGUGUUCUCCUGCUGUAUCCCUCAUCUUCUACACCUUAGACCAUGGGCGUCCUAGAAAUCCAGAAUAUACACAUCAAGAAUACCAGAGCAGUCGGCAGCACAGACACCGUAAAUGUGACAAAGAGUCUGACUCUAGAGAAUCGCAGUCUUUUUUCUACAACAGCUCACAUGAUCAAAGAUGGACAUCUGUUCCAUCUGCCUCAUCUCAAAAGUCUGAUUAUGUCAGAGAUGACACACAUGGAGAACUGCAGAGUGAAAGAGUGGUGCGGAGAAAGGAGAGACCACAAAGACCUCCACCUCCAAAACAUGAUGGUGAAUACAGAAAGAGGGGGACUCAUGGAGACCCAUGUUCAACUGGGAACCAUCACUGGUCUGCAGAGGAGGACAAUAUAAGAGAGCUGAGGCAUGAUCAGCAGAAGCUGCCUGAGUGGCAGGAAGAGGUGGUUGAAAAUGAGUGCUUGCACCACACCAAAAAGGAAAAAAAAGUAGAAUCCUUGGAUCUAGUUGAGGAGAAACUAAAGGGAAAAUUGCACUCUCAAGGCACAGGAAGGAAAUCCCAUGGGGAUUACAGUACACAAGACAUGUUGGAAUGUGUGGCACGGCUUGACCUGCAAGAACGAAGCCUGACUGACCUGGAAGUAGCACGUAGGAUGCAGGAAGAGGAACUCCAGGCUAGUGAAAUGGACAGGAGAGCUGCACAGGUUGCUCAAGAUGAGGAAAUUGCUAGGCUGUUAAUGGAAGAGGAGAAAAAAUCAUUCAAAAGAUCUAAAGAACGGGAAAGGGGCUCCAUGGAGAAAAGGAGGCAAGACCCACACUGGAAGCCAGGGCCAGAAGAUGUGGUACGGCCACGAACACACAACACACACGAAGCACACCUAUCUCGUAAUGAUAGGCCAAUCAGACCACCUCAACCUGUGAACAGCUAUGAGAAUGUAAGCAGUGAUUAUGACUACCCCAGAUCACCCUGCUCAUCACGGCCUAUCUCUCGUUCUGAAGCACCAUACAAAGGUUCCUAUUACAGAGAGUGACUGUUUGUUCCUUUUGCCUUCUUGCUACUUCCAAUUUUAGGAUGUUUUUCAGCUUAAAAAAACCUGAUGUUUCUCUCGGGAUCCACAUUAAAAUGAAAACGAAAAACACUUAGGAUUGCAACAUGCAUUCCAAGCCCAUUUUUUCUGCAUUUGGGAACUGCCAUGAAAGAACAAAAUUGAACCAACUGACCAAGUGCUUAAAGCUGGUUAUUCUGCCUAAAGAGGCAGGUGAACCUUCAAUUUCAUCACAAAAGCUGAAAAGAAAGCCAUCCUCUAACUAGUUACAAAACAGUUUCCAAGCUUUCCAUGAAGAACUCGACAAAAUCAUAUGUAGCUUUUUAUAUGUGUUUUUAUUAUUUGAAUUUUUAAAUUUUUCUUUGUUUUCGUUAAUAUAUGAUAUCCAGGUAGUGAGUUCAGCCAAAAAUGCUGGUCUUCCAUUCUUUGCAGUUGCAAAUUCUUGCACUUUUUCUGUAGCUGCAUUGUAAUGAAAAAAACUGGGCUGGCUUCCAGUUGUGCAUGGAGUGGUCAUUUUUUAGCAGUGCACGUGUCCAGAGAAGGUCAGCAUUGCAAACUGUCUGGCUGAUCCUUUGUGACUGGAUCUUGCAGCAUUCCAUACCAUUAGACCAUUUGCUGGCCUUGAGGCAGCUUUUCUCACUUAAUGGUUAACUUUAGUUAAUUUUGAGCAAUUUUGACAAACUUUGGACUUAGACACAGUUAUGUUAACAGUUCUGACUGUCUUGAAGGAAGUAUUAGCUAAGGCCAUUAAUGUGAUGUCCUGAUGCUUUAAUGAGUCUGCCUGUUUGGCUUCAUAUCAAUGUUUUGCUUUAUUACUAUUCCUAUAAUAAAAUAAGGAAAAUUUAUUUUAGUUCUAGCAACAGUUUUACAAGUGUACUUAUUGAUGUUCCCAUUUUAUACUUGAAAAACCAGAAUUCUGUAAGAGCAUGUUAUGAAACCCGUGAUAUUCUGCUUGUCUUUGUAUUAUUUUGUUCUCUUUUAAAUCUGUGUAACUCUGGCAGUCCUUUGACACACCUUAAUGAGUACAUCAGCUCUGUCUCUCACAAGACUACUGUAUCUGAUAUGUUAGAGAUGGUUAGAAUAUGUGCUUUAGUUAUCUUUCAGGGUAUUUGUAUUCCUGCAUGGCUUCAUCCUUCUGAAUCCAUAUUGCUUGCCCAAUAAACUAAAGAUCAGCCGUUAAUAUGCAAGUGGAUAAGGACUUGCCUUUCCCUCUCCUUCCACUUUACUAGCUUCUCAGUAAAUGAAUGAGGGCAUCUUUACUUGAAUGCUCUUUGGGCCUGGCUAUGCAUUUCAGUGGCCUCUGACUGACAUUGUAGCUCAAACUUGGUUGCUUCUCACAGGAAUAAUAGAUUUAUGCCUGUGUACAUAUUGUGCCAGCAAAUCAAGUUCCAUACUGUUAUUGUGCGUGAAACUGUACAGUAGCUUAGUGUUACUGAGUUACCACAAAACAGGUUAAGCUAAAAAGCAGUGAGAGUAGGGUGUACAUGGUGAAAACAAUAUUGGUAUAAGUAGCAGAAAAUAAUUUACUGUAUAAAGUAGCACUGUCUUCAAAGCUCACUGUGUCUCUAUGUAUUGAAUUUACAGAACAAGCAGUGAAAGCAAAAGUCUGAGCCAUAGAAUCGUGAGCAAAAUCUUGCUAUUGUUUUUUGUCUUAGCUUUUUGUUGUUAAUCUUUUAGGUUUUAACUGUAAUGAGUUCUUUGUAUUUCAUUUUAUUGAACUUAAGAUCAUGGGCACACCUUUCUUUAAAAUAUGCCUAUUGAGAUGGCUGCUUUCUGUAGUGUAUGUUUCUGCCAUUAUGAUUCUUCUUCUUCUAUUUUUUUAUUUUAAAUUUGCACUAGACUGUUGUCUCUUUACUUUUUAACCUCUUUCCAAAGCUUUUUACAAAGCAUUUUAACAUUGUUCUGUAUAAAACCUAAAUAUUCUUUUUGAAUUUAUUUUUUGACAAUAAACUUAGACUCGCAUUAUGAGAAAUUAAAUUAUAAAAGAGACUGUACUGAAAUGUUAUGCAUAGUAAAACAUUUUAAUUGCCUUUUUGUCUCUUAAAUAAAUAGAUUCAGUAUAUUCUUUAAGCUAAGCCCUCUCUUCAGUGCUGCUUUCCAUGUACACUCUUAUACAAGAGCAAGAAGUUUUACAAUGCUUUCCUGUCCACCUAACUAUUUAUUUAAAGACAGGGAGCUUCUGUCAACUGUACAAAAAUUUUCUGCAGUAUAAUGUUACAGGAUAUUUGAUCAAUAAAUAGAAAAAAUUUUAAAAA
This is a messenger RNA of Erpetoichthys calabaricus (reedfish), 4725 nucleotides long. It is a transcript of the gene ccdc50a, whose product is annotated as coiled-coil domain containing 50a. The transcript is spliced from 8 exons. The record is from RefSeq and is a predicted model, not a curated record. Lineage: Eukaryota; Metazoa; Chordata; Cladistia; Polypteriformes; Polypteridae. Gene Ontology annotation, molecular function: ubiquitin protein ligase binding. Gene Ontology annotation, cellular component: cytoplasm. Bases 1301 to 2455 code for a protein of 384 amino acids.